Molecule: messenger RNA, 486 nt
Organism: Musa acuminata AAA Group (dessert banana)
Lineage: Eukaryota; Viridiplantae; Streptophyta; Magnoliopsida; Zingiberales; Musaceae
Exons: 1
Coding region: 1-486 (161 amino acids)
Source: RefSeq, a predicted model, not a curated record
AUGGCGCUAGAGGAAGGGCCGGUCCGAAUGUCAAGCGAUCCACAGGCUCACUCCGACGAACCCCCAGCCAUCCGGUCGCACACGACCGACGCGACGGAAGAGCACCCACAACAGGAGGGAAUUCGGGACGAGCGCCCCGCUGCGAUCUCGGAGCGCUAUUGGCGAUUAUUCAACGAUCCGGGUCUAUCGCCCCCCGUCGCCAAUCCCGGUGGCCCGUCACCCGUGCCACCCGAAGCCUUCUACGACCUCACGCACCAGGUUCGGGCCCUUACGGGAGUAAUGCAGACCAUCAUCCCGCUGGUCUCUCCCCCGACGUCUUCACACUCAACCUUACCUCCACCGCGGCAACGGCCCACCGCUCAAAACCCCGCACCGCUCCCCGAGUCUCCCGCUUCGCCUCCGGGCCAAUCGACCCAACCCGGGAGCCGAGGAGCGGAGGAACCAGCGGCGCACCCGACGCCCGUAGUGUUGAAUCUCGGAUUUUGA